Molecule: messenger RNA, 1158 nt
Organism: Zea mays
Lineage: Eukaryota; Viridiplantae; Streptophyta; Magnoliopsida; Poales; Poaceae
Product: TMV-MP30 binding protein 2C
Biological process (GO): plasmodesmata-mediated intercellular transport
Molecular function (GO): microtubule binding
Source: RefSeq, marked provisional
ACGGGUCCACGACAGUGCCGGAUAGAAUCGGUCCACCACUCCCCGUACCCCGAACUACCUGACCUGAGAGAGAGACCGUGCCUCCCUCGCCGCCGCCGCCGCAGCAUCCCUAGUCGGAGAAGAUGGCUGAGAAGCCGGCAGGUCCCACCCCGAGGACGAGGAUCCGAGGCGGUCUCGCGGCCUCAGCUCCCUCCUCCAGGAGGCUGUCUUCCGUAUCUUUCACCGCGGCCCCGAGCAAGAUCAAGAAGGUUCCUGACCCUCCAAAGGCCGUGAGGCCAUCAAGAGCCACACCUGCCAAGAAGCGGCCACAAGUGGAUCAAGCUCAGAAGCGGAGAGAAGAGGUCGCUGCUCUGCAGGAGCAGCUUAGUGGCCUGCAAAGUAAGUUGCAUGAAAAAGAUGAAGCUCUAAGAUCCGCAGAGAACUUGAUCGGCCGAGUUACUGCGGCGAAUGAAGCAGUUGAUGGGUUGAGGAGCCAGCUCUCCGAGAAGGAAUUGCUGAUUGAAUCUACUGGUUCAGAGCUGCACGGUGCAAAGAUCAUGCUAGCAGAGAAGCAGGCGGCACUGGAGAAGUUAGAGUGGGAGGCAAAUGUGUCGAGUACAAAGGUGGAAGAGCUCCAAGCUGAUGUAGCUUCUAUGGAUACUGAAGUUUCUGCUCUGAUGAAGCUGUUCAGGAAAAUAACAGAGAGUGACAGAGCCCCUCCACCCAGGGAUAGAAAUGACGAUUUGUCUUUGGAAUGCGAGCCAGUUCACCUUGAUGACACGUUAGACGACAUUGACCUUGAGAAGAUGGAGAAGGAGAUGUCAGCCUACGUCUCGGCUUUGUCUGCCGCGAAGGAGAACCCUACAGACGAGUUCAUGAGAGCAGUCGCCGAUGCAAGAUUAAGACUUCAAGCCGUUGUACUCUGACCAAGACUAGAGCGUUGCGUUGUACUGUGUAACCAACAGGAGCAAGCAAGUCGAUAGUACGUUUGCUAAUCGCUGUGUUUUGCCGGUGGCCCCCCUCAGGGCCUUUUCUGUGUUCUUUCUCCUACCUUGCAUCUGAUCGGCGGCCGCUAGUGACAGUGAGCUAGCUUGAUGUAACCUGUAACGCUAUGAACCGUGGUGUACCUGACUGAACCUCCGUAAUAGUAGAUGGUAUCGUGUACGGUGUACCUUUUUU